AUGGCUCACAAUCAAUUGGAGAAACGAUACAAGCAAUGGUGCCGAGAGGCUUCUCGCGGAAACAUCCAACGCGAGCAAUUGGACGAUAACGUGGUCGCGAUAUGUCCACUGGAUCGCAACGUUUCUACCACGGCCUUGGUGUUGCGAAACGAACACGGCAGAGUGUUACCGAUGCAGCCCUUGUCAUCCAUACUUAGAGAAACGGCGCGAAGGAUCGACGCGAAUGCCAAAUCUCUGGCAAAACCCUCAACACCAAAGAAUACAGAACUGGUGGUUGUGGAGUUGAAAACGCUUACAGCGUGUCUCGCCAACCUGUGCUCCUACGAGGACGAGACGAAAGGGCAUCACGGUCUGGGGUUACACCUCUUGCCUUUCACUAUCGGUAAUUGGAUAGCGGAAAUUCGCGUGCAGGAUGUCACAAAGGGCUGGAAAACGACCGAAGAGAAGCUGAUGGGUAUAUUUCAACAAUUCUCCGCAAGCGAGCGGUUCCGUUACGUGGCAGUGCACCAAAGCUAUGCUGGACUCUCUCGGAUGGACACCCAACGUAAAAAGUCCGCUCAACUGAUGCUACAAUUCAAGGAAAAGAAUGAUCCCAUCAUGAACGUACUGGGGGAAGGCCUGGAUGCAAUAGACGUUGCGAAAACGAGCGAUCCCAACAUCUUGGGAUUGUACCUGUGCCGUAAGAGCAUGAUACAAUGGCUCGAGGGAAGUGUUCAUAAAGCACUGAAAAAUUUCGGGGUAUUUUCGCCCAAGACCCCCCUCGGCCACAUACUGGCGACUAGAUUACAUGAAGCCAGUCGGGUGUAUGGCGACAAGACCUUGCACCCCAUCCAGCGAUUUGCUGGCAGGAGUGACGGAGGGUCCAUCAUAAGAGAGAUACCCAAGCUCGUCAGACAAGCGCAGAUCUUGGUUCGGCAAAACCACGGGAUGAUUCAGGUCACGCAAUUGCUGGAACGCUUGACGAGGGUUUUGUUGCAGGUCGACGGACAACGCGACGGUAGCAAGGAACGCGGCAUGUUGUACAACCUAAGACAUGCGACCGCUUUAAAACCAUCGAACUGUCUCGUGUUCUUUCUCAAUACCACGCGAGCCGGUGAACGAGAUGAGCAACAGACCUUUGCCCCUCCUGUACUGAGCGACUUCGACUUGCAAGAAGACUCGAGUGGCGAAUCCAAACCGUCAUGGGCCAAGUCUCUAUCAGAGUUAGAGCGACUGACGGGUCACGACACCAGCGACGACAUGAAAGGAAGCACGACGGUAACAAUGGCCGGCUUUCCUUUCCAGUGCACUUUUGUCCUGGCACAUAAGGAAGGGGAGAGAUUUUACUACUGCCCCCAUCGGUUCUGUGAUCAACAAGACGCCACCGAUCACGUAAAAACGGUGCAUCAGGGCGAUGGGAUUCCAAGCGAUACGUACGCCAAGAUCGCUCAGUUAGACUCGAUGUUAGAGGAGACGGCAUUUGGCAAAAGAAUGCAUCCCGUCAACGAAUUUGAGCUGCUGCGCAAGCUGAGGUUGGACGAGAAAGACCCUGAAAAGUUGCGGCUUCGUCCAACACUGCACGAAGAUUUGCUUAAGAUGUCCGAGGCUCUCACGCAAAAUACCAGACUCUUAGGUCGACUCGAAAAGGAUCGCGACGAGGCCAUUCAGCAUAUGGAGUCGUUGAACCGUUUGGCAGAGAAUACGAAGACAAAGGUUGAGAAAUUGAGGAAGCAGCAGUUGUUCAAUGCUCUGAAUCGCGAAAUCACCGAAGUGAUGAAAUUUAUAAUAUCUCCAGCUGUUCUAAUGAAAUUUCAGGAUGCAUGGCACCGAGCCAGAAUCCGCAAGGAGUACAUCACAAACAACAUGUACAAAGAAUUUGUCACAGCCAACGAUCAGCUGUCGUGGUUGAACAGGACAGUGGGCGAAGGUGCCAGGAAGUACAAAGAACAAGUAAAACAGCUGGGCGGGGUCGAUCCGGGUGCGACUCCGGCCGGAGUUCCCGGUGGUGGUAUCCGCGUCGGCAAAUCAAACAUCAUCGGCAUGCUGACACAGAACCUGAUCGAACGGAGUCGUCUUGCAGAAUCUAUUCAAGACGCAAACGGAGCUUUGAUCGCAACUAAUCGCAAAGCGUCGUUUCAGCGCGUCGUUUCUAAACACGAUCAAGACUUUGGUGCAAGCAACGUGAUACCAGCGGCCACACCGCUGAUUGCAGCAAAAGGAUGGGACGAUGAUGACGGAGACGGAGACGGAGACUCCGAAAUGGUCGAGGAGACGGAAGAUAUCAAAAAAGAGGAAAACGAUCCAGAAGAAACCGAACAUCGAUCAUCUGGUCCGCAAAAGGACGAGAAAGCGAAGAAAGAAGCUACAACGACUACAGUAACAACAUACGUUAGCAAUCCUCUAAAGAGACCAAGGUCAAAGGAGCAAGGGGUUACAAGUGAAAGGGCCCUGGUUCUAAGGGCUGGUGACGCUUCCAUGCUUGAGAAGAAACGAUUCAUCGAACCCGUCGUCCCCAAAUGUUUAGAAAGCAUACUUAAAAUUGAGCUAAAACGCAUCUUCAAGGUUUGUCAACUCGAUAAAUCAGAGAUAAUUGGAGCCCAAGAUGUAUGCAAGCGAAUCUUGAAUCUUGCAUUUGAUCCUCGACUCCGAGAGCAAGUGACAAGGAUGAAAAUGAAAGAUGCACUUAAGCCUGGACAGAUUCGAACUCUCAGGGAUCCUUUUCGCGAAAGAGUAUCGGUACUCGUCCUGACGGACCCGCGAGUCAUCAUGUAUCCUACCGGCGUACUCAUGCCCAUUCUAAGUUCGUGCAUCUCGCUGAUCGAUCGCAUGCACGAGAAAAUAAAGAAUGAUGACAAGCUGCUUUGUCUAUUGUUAGCAACGGGUAUUUGUCAUCUGCUACAGCCACGUUUCAGGCUCUCGAAGGCUGGAUUGCAAAUUGUCUGUGAUGCCCUGAAGAUAGUCCUGAUGGAAAAAGUCGAGAGAGGUCGAAAUGGCCACUGGAAAGUGGUCUCAUCCCUUGUAGCAACGCUCAACGCCAACCUCGCAGGCUUUUGGAAUGCUGCCCUAUUGCGUCGAUAUCACAAGAUCGAAGAUCCGUGUUACACGACCAAACACGUAGACACGGCCCCAGAAAAGACGUAUGCCCCACUGGAUCAGCUACCCACGGUCGAAGAGGUGGCCGCUCGCAUUCGAAAACCCAGGAUUUGCGAGACAUCCGCGAUAUCUGUGUUGCCCGAAGAUUCCAACUCGCAGUUUUCCAGACUGCGAGUGGAAGAAACCAAAGCCUUGAUCGAACAAGUCUCAUCGGCAGUACUCAAGCGCGAUACGACUCUUGUACGCAUCAAGGACGCGGAUGAGAUGAACGCAAAAGAUUGGGUGCGCCGUCUUCUUGAAGGGAAUGCCAACGCCGUGACCGACCCGCACAGUAUGUGCACGUGGUUUCGGGAACGCAAGGUCACGUUUGCAGAAUACAAGGAUGAAGAGAAACAUCAGUGGCUGCGUUUGGCAAGGUGCUGUAUAUGCACUGAGCUACUAGGUACCAUUCCGUCUCAAGGGUGGUGUUGCCUUUCCGGUGUAACGUCGCUGGACACACUGGUCGAUCAAGCGUUAAGGGACGUGACCGACCCGACCGAACGCGAGACGCGCCGAGAGCAAUUGCGCCAAGAGAUAGUCAACAAGAUCAUUUCCCAACCCAACUAUCCGUCGUUUCACUUUUGGCAUCAACACUGCAAGCAAAUGCAAGACGAGCGGCGGUUCAUUCGGGCUCAUGCCAAAGCGACAAAGACAAACCAAAAAGUGGAAGUCCCAAACUUUGACGAGUGCCCGUUGUGUUGCACCAAAUAUCCGCGCGACAAGGCAUUCUUUCCUUCCAUGGAGAGCAUCUCGAAGUGCAUCGUGCGCAUGGAACAGUCGAUCGGCGGAUUGGUGCCGAUAGAUUCUGCA
Porites lobata is the source of this 3921-nucleotide messenger RNA. The record is from the annotation of a GenBank genome assembly. Lineage: Eukaryota; Metazoa; Cnidaria; Anthozoa; Scleractinia; Poritidae.